CACAAGGAGCAUUGUAGCUGUAUAUAGUACCUGUAUGCUAGUAGUUCUUUUGCGAGUCCAGUUAAAUAUUAUUGGCGGUUACAUCUACCUAGAUAAUGCUGCACUCUGCAAAAAUGGCACAACACCACUAGCCCCUCCGGAAGUUCAGCAGCAAUAUUUAUCAAGUAUUCAGCACCUUCUAGGAGAUGGGCUGACUGAACUAAUAACCAUUGUUAAACAAGCUGUGUAUAAAGUUUUUGGAAGUAUUUCCCUCAAGCACACCCUAUCUCUUCUGGAGCUGGAAGAGAAACUUAAAGAUAUCAGGGAAGUAGUGGAGCAUAGAGAAUCAGAUCAGAUUGCGUCUAAUUCUCCUUUAUGUCAUUAUCUGAUGCCAGAUGAAGAAAACCCCUUGGCUACCCAGGCCUGUGGACUCACAGAAAGAGACAUUGCUACAAUUAAAUUACUUAAUGAAACUAGAGAUAUGCUAGAAAGUCCAGACUUCAGUACGGUUUUGAGCACAUGUUUAAAUAGAGGAUUCAGUCGACUGCUGGACAAUAUGGCAGAGUUUUUUAGACCUACUGAACAGGACCUCUCCCAGAAUGGCUCUGUAAAUAGUCUUUCCAGUGUCAGUCUUCCUUUAGCCAAGAUAAUUCCAAUAAUAAAUGGACAGAUCCAUUCAGUAUGCAGUGAAACACCCAGUCACUUUGUUCAGGACCUGUUGAUGAUGGAACAAGUGAAAGAUUUUGCUGCUAAUGUUUAUGAAGCUUUUAGUACCCCUCAGCAACUAGAGAAAUGAACUGCACAUUUAUAGGACUAGACCAUGUAUUUAUAACAAAUCCCUUGUGACUGCUGAUGAGACUUGGGUUAAUUUUAUAAUGGUGUAGGAGCGGUAGACCAGCAGAAAGAACACUCUGAAAAAAGUGGGAGUGAGCCCAUAUUUGUUCUGAUAGAAUUCUGUUUUCAAGCACCCAUUAAAAAUACUCUUGUUGAAAGAAUCAUUGUAUGUAAAGACUUUUCUAUGUUAGAAGUGCUUAACUCUUUCAUAAUUCAUUUGAUUAUUUUUAUGACAGCUGGUGGCAGUAUUACAAGUUAUGAAAACACCCAUUUGUUUGCCUGGGGUGUAACUUUUGGAAAAAAUUAAUGAUA
Apaloderma vittatum (bar-tailed trogon) is the source of this 1125-nucleotide messenger RNA. RefSeq names its product peroxisomal biogenesis factor 3 (gene PEX3). Gene Ontology annotation, biological process: protein import into peroxisome membrane. The coding region runs from base 35 to 775 and encodes 246 amino acids. Gene Ontology annotation, molecular function: protein-macromolecule adaptor activity. The transcript has 8 exons. Gene Ontology annotation, cellular component: peroxisomal membrane. Lineage: Eukaryota; Metazoa; Chordata; Aves; Trogoniformes; Trogonidae. The record is from RefSeq and is a predicted model, not a curated record.